UGCCCCACUGGUCACAAGUGUAUACAAAACAAUUUAAGUAUGUAGUAGUGCAAUGCUUUUGCAGGGUGAAGUUACAGGAAAUCAGGAAGGUUAGGUUUUAAUCUCCAAGAUUUCUUAGGUCUUUCACUGUGUCAUCAUCUUUACAAGCAGAGGUCUCUAGCUCAUAAAGCAGAUGCAAAGAUGACUGUUGAGUACCGUGCCUCUACAGUUUCAAACAUGGACAUGGAGGACAGUAAAGUUGGCUAUAAGCAAUUUUUUGGAGAAGGCAGCAAGGUCCAGUAUUCAGUUUAUGCAUUGAGAAACAGCCCUUUCAGAGCUGCUACAGUUGGUCUCGGGCUGCUGUGUGUUCUCCUCUUGGCUGGGAUCAUAGGUCAGAGUGUCCACCACCAAAAGGUAGAGCAAGACCAUCAGAACAACCUAACAGCCGAAAAUAACGAGAGACAGAAACUACAAGAGAACUUGAAGACGGUGCAAAGUGAUAAAAAAAGGCUUGAGACCACACGCGAUCAGUUAAAACAAAAAAACGAUUACUUAACUACUAAGAGAGACCAAAUACAGACCAAUAACAAUUUACUGUCUCAAGAAACAACCAAACUUAGACUUAGCCAAAGUGAGUUAAAGAACAGUAACACGGCUUUCAGCAAAGAGCUAGAACAGCUAAAAGUCACUAAAGACCAGUUGCAGACUAGAAGCGAUGCGUUGUCUACAGCUCAAGGCGUGUUACAGAAACAAUAUGAUACAGUGCUCAAUCGCAAAAAUGAGGUACAGACCAGUUAUGACUCAGUGACCAAAGAAAGGGACAAUUUACAGAACAAAGUCAAUAAUGUUACCAGAGCAAGAGAUAAGUUGCAGACGGAUUACAUUGAGUUGGUUAGGAAGGUAGAGCAUUUACAGGACAGAUACAACUUCUCCAACAGUGAGAAAGACAAGCUGGAAGGCCGUCACCAAAACAUGACAUUAUCAAAAGACAUUCUGCAGGCCACUUACAACGUACUGGCAACAACGACAGAUGAGUUGCGGGCUUCUUACGCAGCCUUGAAUAAGGAAAAAGAAGACCUUGAAAACAGUUGCAAAAGUGCAAAAGUGGAGAGAGACCUGUUGAAGGUGACAAAUCACAACCUGACGACUGAGAACGACGCUCUGCAGGCGGAGAUUCAGAGACUGUCGUCAAUGGUCCCAGCUAGGAAGUGCCCCACUGGCUGGGUGAUGUUUCAGACCAGUUGCUACUUCACCGCUGUUGGCAAGAGUACCUGGAAUGAGAGCAGAAAGUACUGUCAAAGCAAAAGCGCAGACCUGGCAGUCGUAACGACCGCAGAGGAAAUGGCCUUCAUCAAUGGCUUGUAUUCAACUGACAAAGAAGUCUGGAUUGGAUUGACUGAUGGAGGAAUAGAAGGGCAUUGGAAAUGGGUUGAUGAGACAGCACUGACCACAACGUUCUGGGCUAACGGCCAGCCCAACAGCUUUGACGGGAGGAACCAGGACUGUGUGGAGUUCUGGCACCGUGCGGCGGGGAGGGGCGAAUGGAAUGAUGAGCACUGUGGCAUAGAACAACAUUUUAUCUGUGAGAAGUAGUUUUCAUGUACAAAGAGGUCUCGAGGUUUGGCUAGCCACUGGUACUGAUGAUCAUUAUGUAAUAUCAGUACAAAAAUAUGUAUAUUAGGGACUGUUGUCUGAAUUGGAAAUAAUAGAAAUAUCAGACAUGGUUUGAUUAAAAAUCCAUAUUAUGUGACCAAUUUACACACAA
Molecule: messenger RNA, 1744 nt
Organism: Sebastes umbrosus (honeycomb rockfish)
Lineage: Eukaryota; Metazoa; Chordata; Actinopteri; Perciformes; Sebastidae
Product: C-type lectin domain family 4 member M-like
Exons: 7
Coding region: 181-1572 (463 amino acids)
Molecular function (GO): signaling receptor activity
Source: RefSeq, a predicted model, not a curated record